Messenger RNA from Geosmithia morbida, 1071 nucleotides. RefSeq lists its product as uncharacterized. Lineage: Eukaryota; Fungi; Ascomycota; Sordariomycetes; Hypocreales; Bionectriaceae. The transcript has 3 exons. Gene Ontology annotation, cellular component: cytosol; nucleus. The coding region runs from base 1 to 1071 and encodes 356 amino acids. Gene Ontology annotation, biological process: endoplasmic reticulum unfolded protein response; protein deubiquitination. Gene Ontology annotation, molecular function: cysteine-type deubiquitinase activity. The record is from RefSeq and is a predicted model, not a curated record.
AUGAAAGCCAGAUUCAAGGGCCCUUCUGGCACUGGUGUCAUCGAACUUGAUGACACCGCUGGAGUGGAAAAUCUGUGCAAAGAAUUAAGGGAACGAACAGGCAUACAAGAAUUCUCUAUAAAAUACGGUCCACCUAUGGCCAUGCGAACUCUUGACACGGCGGACAAGUUCCAAUCAGUCAAAUCACUAGGGCUCCACGGCGAGACACUGACGAUCGUACCUAAUGAGUCCAACUCAAGCCCAACUACUUCAACUCAGAAGGCCGAACCGCAUCCCAGGUAUAUCUCGAGAAACCAGCGACAAGCAGAGUCGAAGCAGGGCCCAGAAGAAAUAACCGUUCCUUGGCCUGAGCGGGAGGGGACUCUCUCAUUUGGGGGCGCUUUGCAAACCCAAAUUCCAGCAGCAAAACUGAGAAAGAUGAUGGCCGAUUAUAUAUCUCAGCAUCAAGAUGUGUACACCGAGGCUGUACUUGGAAGCCCCCCCAUGCAAUACUGUCGAAGUAUACAAGAUCCGGAUCGGUGGGGCGGGGGUAUUGAACUCAGCAUCCUCUCCUCUAUCUUUGAUAUUCAAAUUUGCACAUAUGAUGUUCAAACACAAAACCUCAUCAACUUUGGAGAGAACAAGCGGGACCGUUGUGUUCUUGUGUACUCGGGUAUUCACUACGAUCGCGUAGCGUUCACUUAUUCCGAGUUUCCACACAAAACCUCCACCUUGCCUCCCGAAAUGGAUCGUACAUUGUGGCCUACUGAGGAUGAUGAGAUUUUGAACAAGACACGAGACCUUAUUGAGAAGCUUAACAAAGCCCAUUAUUACACUGAUACGGAGAGUCUCGUUCUCAGGUGCGACGUUCCCGGCUGUGAUUGGAUUGGAAGUGGACAAGCCGAGGGCAGUAAACAUGCACAACAGACAGGACAUGUUGAGUUGAGUGAAAUCCAUGAUACAGAAGAAGACAAUGUCCUCCGACAGUGUGGCAUACCAGGCUGUGAUUUCAUAGGCCAAGGGAGCAAAGUUAUGAGGCAGCAUACCGCAGACACAACGCACGAUCGGUAUUCCGUCAUCCCAGACUGGUAA